Molecule: messenger RNA, 1787 nt
Organism: Poeciliopsis prolifica (blackstripe livebearer)
Lineage: Eukaryota; Metazoa; Chordata; Actinopteri; Cyprinodontiformes; Poeciliidae
Product: hepatoma-derived growth factor-related protein 2-like
Exons: 7
Coding region: 126-1787 (553 amino acids)
Biological process (GO): regulation of transcription by RNA polymerase II
Cellular component (GO): nucleus
Molecular function (GO): double-stranded DNA binding; transcription coregulator activity
Source: RefSeq, a predicted model, not a curated record
GGCCAAUAUGGCGGCGGGCGUCAGAAUGUAGCUUCGCAACGGGACGAUUUAUUUAAACUACUGUUGAUUCAAGAAGUUUGUCUUUUAGUUUCAGCUUUCCUUAAGUCACUUUCUGCAGCAGCAGGAUGUCUGGAAAACUCAGUAACCCCCUGAAGGCCGGCGACCUGGUGUUCGCCAAGAUGAAAGGCUUUCCUCAUUGGCCGGCUCGGGUCUGUAAAUCAGAGAACGGCUACAGGAAGCGAGUCCCUGUCUACUUUUUCGGGACCCAUCAGAUAGGCUCCGUCACGCCGGAGAACGUCGCUCCGUACGUCGGCAACAAGCUGAAGUACGGCAGCGGCGUCCGCAUCAAAGGCUUCGCUGAGGGGAUGUGGGAGAUCCAGAACACGCCCGGCCUCGGCAGCAAACUCAAGGUUCAAUCGAAGAUCUUCACUAAAAAAACACCAGCAAAACCAGCUUCUCCUUCUACUACACUCUCCAAAUCUACUUCUGUGUCCUCCAGAAAAACUCCUGCAGCUAAAACUCCUGAUGGAAAACCUAAAGGAGCUUCUGCUCCCACUAAGUCUGAGUGCAACACUAAGCCUGCUUCAAGCAGAAGCACCCCGAGUCGAGCUUCGGGUGAGAAAGAAAGUUCAGAGAGAUCCACAAGAACCUCGUUUCGAUCGGCUCCAGAUAAAACAAUCCAGACCAAACAAGAUCUGGUCUCUUCCAGAUUGACUUCUGAUCAAGCUGUAGAAACAAAGAAAGAUAAAGAAACACUAGACUGUAUCACAACUACAAGAUCCUCAUCAAGGUCGGUUCAAUCUGUAGAACCACAGCUAGAUAACGAAACUCCAGAUCAUGUUGAGGCUAUAAGAACCUCCUCUAGAUUGUCUCCAGAUGAAGACAUGAACUCUGGACUGGGCAAAGAGUCUGCAGAACCUCCUGCAGCUGCAGUCAGGUUGCCUAAGUCCAAUCCAAAUGACUUCACACAGUUUACAGAGACUGCAGAGCAUAGAGAGGUUAGAUUAGAGUUAACCAGGCUGUCUUCUAAUGAGACAGCAGAGUCCAGUCAGGGUGAAGACUCUGCAGAUCAGACUGCAACCAGGUUAGCUCCAGAUAAACCAACAGACUCCAAAGUGGAAAAAGAAACCGGAGAUGACGAUACCACAUCGUCUAGAUCAGUUCCAGUUAACACCACAGAGUCCAAACAGGGUAAAGAACCAGCAGAGCAGCCGGCUGCUACUAGAACCUCAUCCAGAUUAGCUCCAGAGAAACCAACGGGUCCAAAGCCGGAUCAGGAAGCAGGAGAGGUCGCUGCGCCAACGAGAAGCAGGCGGUCGGCGAGCGCUGGGUCACUGGCAGAACCAUCGACCCAAAAGGAAACUCCAGCUCAGACUAAAAGAGAGGUGAGAUCAGGAAGAGCUUCUUCUGCCUCUGAUGGAAAACCUGCAGCCGGAUGGACAGGAAGCAAACCUCUGGCCAAGAAGGAAACGGCGAGCAGCGGCGAGCAGGAAGCGGCUGCAGGACGAGUUUCCACCCGGAGCAGAGCAACAGAUUUAAAGUUCAGUGACAUUCCUGACUUGCCGCCUCCCAGGAAGAGAGAAAAGAUGCAAGAAAGCAAGAAAUCCAGGCGGCCAAGAGGAAGAAAGAGGAGAAGAGAGAAACUGAGUCCGAGCAGCGAGGACAGGAUGGAAGAUCAGCCUGAGAGCAGAGCGUCGAAAAGAAAGAUGGAGGAGGAGAAAACCGAGGAAGGAAGAGAAGUAAAGACGAGGAGGAGCAAGAAAGACAAAGACAGGAGAAAGAAAUGA